AUGGCCAAUUCCAUCUUGGGCGCUGGGAUCAUCGGACAGCCGUUUGCGUUCCGCAAUAGUGGGCUCUUGGGCGGCAUCGUGGUGAUGGUGCUCUUGACGGUGUUGAUCGACUGGACCCUCCGUCUCAUCGUGGUCAACGCCACGCUUUCCAACACCCGCUCGUACCAGGACACCGUCAGCUACUGCUACGGACGGUGGGGACGUCUCUUGCUCUUGUUGAGCAUCAGCAGCUUUGCCUACGGCGGGUGUAUGGCCUUCUGUGUGAUCAUAGGCGACACCAUUCCACACGUGUUGAAGGCGUUCAUACCCCACAGCAUUACAGCCAGCGGCUCCGUGCUCGGGUGGCUCUUUAAGCGGAACUCCAUCAUCGUCAUCUUCACCACCUGUAUCUCGUACCCUCUCUCGUUGAACCGGGACAUCUCCAACUUGGCCAAGGCCAGUGGCUUUGCCUUGGUGGGCAUGUUGAUCAUCGUGGUACUCACCGUGACCAGAGCUCCGUUCAUCGACCCAGCGUUGAAGGGCCUGCUCACCGCUCCCCAGUGGACUGUCAACUACAACAUCUUCCAGGGCAUUCUGGUGAUCUCGUUUGCAUUGGUUUGUCACCACAACACUAUGUUCAUCUACAACUCCAUGAAGAACGCGUCGAUGGACAAGUUCAACCGCUUGACCCACAUCGCCUGCGGGGUGUCGAUGGUGUGCUGCAUGGCCAUGGGCAUCAACGGCUUGCUCAACUUUGGUGACAAGACCAAGGGCAACAUCUUGAACAACUUCAAGAGCGACGACAACUGGAUCAACUUGGCACGGUUCUGCUUUGGCCUCAACAUGAUGACGACGUUUCCUUUGGAAAUCUUUGUCAUUCGCGAUGUCUUGAAGGACAUAGUGUUGUCCGGAGAUGGCCAGGGAGGAAGCACAGCCCACUUGGAGCUCAGCUCAAAGCAGCACUUCUUCUUGACCACAUUUUUGGUGUUUUCGUCGAUGUCAGUGUCGUUGUUCACAUGUAACUUGGGAAUAAUUUUGGAGUUGAUUGGUGCCACCUCCGCUUCGUUGAUGGCAUACAUCGUGCCUCCCAUGUGUUACUUGAAGUUGGUGUGGGAGCAGUCGGACUACUCCAAACUUGACGGUGCGGGCAAGAGACGUUUCAUCGUGAGAAAGGCCCUUCCGAGUGUGGCUUGUGUGAUUUUUGGGUUCAUGGUGAUGUUCAUCAGUUCAUACAUGAGUAUCAGGACCAGCAUGAAAGGGGAGAGCGAUGGCCACUGUGUUGAAGACUAG
Suhomyces tanzawaensis NRRL Y-17324 is the source of this 1269-nucleotide messenger RNA. RefSeq lists its product as uncharacterized. Gene Ontology annotation, cellular component: endoplasmic reticulum. The record is from RefSeq and is a predicted model, not a curated record. The transcript has a single exon. Bases 1 to 1269 code for a protein of 422 amino acids. Gene Ontology annotation, molecular function: amino acid transmembrane transporter activity. Lineage: Eukaryota; Fungi; Ascomycota; Pichiomycetes; Serinales; Debaryomycetaceae. Gene Ontology annotation, biological process: amino acid transmembrane transport.